This is a messenger RNA of Macrosiphum euphorbiae (potato aphid), 2829 nucleotides long. NCBI's taxonomy places the organism in Eukaryota, Metazoa, Arthropoda, Insecta, Hemiptera, Aphididae. The record is from the annotation of a GenBank genome assembly.
AUGUCAGAAAACAAUAAUCUGUGUUUAUGUGGAAGAAAAAGGCAAAAAAUGAAUGAUACAAACUGGAAACGUCAUCAAACUGCAUGCAAUGUUUCAAAACUUAAAAGUUCAAAAACUGUAACUAGUCUAUUGUCUUAUAUGACAAAAAAAAGAACUAUUAAUGAUGAAGAUGAAGUCCGGUUAUCUCUACCAAAAGAUACACUGAAAGAUAAAAUUACAACCGCUACUUCAAACUAUGGAUCUCCUGUUACCCCAUUAAAUAAAUUGAAUACUGGCAAUGCUAACACAAUAGUAGCACCUAUUGAUUUGGUAACUAACUCAAUAGCUUCUUGCAGUAAAAUGAAUGUAGUUGAUGAAUCGUCUAACUCUAACAUAUUGUAUGGCGUCUGUUCUGAUGAAAAUCAAUGUAAUGAGUUAUCAACUGGAGACGUUGAAGAUAUUAGUAACAUUGUCGAGCAGGACGUCAGACAUUUUCAAUUCCCAAAUGAUCCAUCAAUAGUACUAGAUUCAAAAAUGUCCCCAGAACAGUUUGCUUAUGUUGCUGCUUUACAACCGUGUCAACCUAAAGCAUCUGAGUUAAAAGGGUGUAUAUUUCCAACUAGAAUGCAAGGCAAAUGGUUGCGUUCUUUUCAUGAGGAACAUUAUUAUAAAAAACUUCCAAACGGUGAAUUUGUUAAGCGAACUUGGAUUUCCUAUUCCCCAUCGCAAGAUAAGGUUUACUGUAUUGUUUGCAAACAAUUCGGUAAAGAAGAUGCAAAAAGCCAUCAACUAGCGCGGUUCGGUUCUGAUGAUUGGAGCCAUAUAUCAUUCAAGCUUAAAUCACAUGAAUCAAAUAGUGUCCAUUUAGAGUCUGAAAUUCGAAGAGCCAUGUUUGUAAGUAAUCAAAGAGUGGUUAGUACAAUUUUUGAAUCCUCAAACAGAAAUGUUGCUGAAAAUAGGGAAAUUGUUAGAGUAAUUUUUGAAAGUCUUAUCUACCUUGCUCGUCAAAAUAUUGCGUUUAGAGGCUGCGAUGAAUCUUGGACAUCAAAUAACCAAGGCAAUUUUAUUGAACUGAUUAAAUUUAUAUCAAAAUAUAAUCCAACACUUUCGUCUCACUUAACAAAAAUUCAAAAUUCAAAAAAAAAAAAUCGACUAACAUUUUUAUCCAACCUAAGCCAAAAUAAUAUGCUCCAUGUUCUUGGUGAAAUGGUUCGGGAAAGAAUUUUAAUUAAAAUUAAAAAAUCUGGAGUAUUUUCAUUCAUUAUAGAUACCACAACAGAUGUUUCUAAUUUAGAGCAACUUUCAUUAGUAAUUAGGUUUAUAAAUGAAAAUGAAGAAGUAGAAGAAAGAUUAGUUGCUUUAGAAACUGUAUCAGACGCAAGAGGUAUUGGUAUGUUUAAUGUUUUGUGUAAUAUUUGUCAAAAAUAUGAUAUUGAUUGGGAAAAGCAACUGUGUGCACAAUCAUAUGAUGGGGCAUCGUCCAUGCAAGGCCAAUACUCUGGUGUUCGUGCAUAUAUUCAAGAAAAAAAUCCUCGUGCAAUAUAUGUCUGGUGUUUUUCUCAUAUUUUAAAUCUUGUUGUGGUGGACACUUGUGAUACAAGUAAAACUAUGAGAAAUUUUUUUGGAGAUCUACAAUCAUUGAUAGCUUUUUUAAGAGCAAGAAAACGUACUGCAGUUUUUUUAAAUCAUCAAAAAAUAUGUUAUCCAGAAAAAAGAGUCUGUAGAAUGAAAAAUUUUUCUACUACACGCUGGACAUCUCAUGGCCGUGCUUUGACAGUUAUAUUUGAAAAAUAUAAAGCACUUACUAAUACGUUAAAAGAGUUAUCAAACUCAACUGAACGCGAUACAUCUUCAGUGGCAACAAAUUUAUUGUCUACUAUUUCUUCAUUCCAGUUUGUUACACAUUUGUUAUUAAUGAAAAAUAUCUUUAAGCACACAACUCCAUUAUCCAUGUAUUUACAAUCGCUAUCAUUGGAUUUCAUCACUGUAUUAACUAUGGUUGAUAAUUGUGCUAAGAAAUUGUCUGAACUAAGAAAUGAACAACAGUUAGAUGUUUUAUUGGCUGAAGCCAAAACGUUUUCCUUGGAAAAUGAACUGGAAGAAGUAUGGUUUCCAGAAAAACGGGUUCAGAGACGGAAAAAAAUGGCUGGAGAAAAAACCAACGAUGAAAUAGUAUCAAAUGCCAAGGAUAAUUUUAAAAUACAAGUUUAUUUCACUGUCUUAGAUCAAAUAUGUACAUCUAUAACUAGCCGAUUUGAAGGAUCACGAGAAAUUUUAUCCGACUUGUCCCUUCUUUCAGUCGAUCGACUCAUUGCUGCAAGUAAAGGAUGUCCAAUACCUGAAGAUAAUUUUGUGUAUCUUGAUAAGUGGAUUCCAAAUGUACAAAUUGAUCAAUUAAAAUUGGAGUAUUCAACUUUUGCAUACAGUUUCCUUAAAUUGAAAUCAAACAUAGAAAUUGAAAAAUUGCAUGAAAAGGUAAUAAUAAGUGAAUCAGAUGAGGAUACAAGCGUUGAUACAGAUGAAGGCAAUAGUGAAGAAAAUAAAACUAAAAUGACAGUUUUAAAUGUAUUAAAGUUAUUAAAUACAUUUAACUUGAUAUCUGCAUUUCCUAAUAUGUACAUGGCAUAUAAAUUUUUGUGUACCAUACCAGCUACAUCAGUCAGUAGCGAAAGGACUUUUUCUAAAUUAAAAUUGAUUAAGACUAGAAUUCGUUCAACAAUGGUACAAAAACGUCUUGACAGUUUGAUGCUCUUAUCAUGCGAAAAAGAUGUAAUUAUUAACCUUGAUGAAGCAAUAAACAAAUAUGCCAAUACCUCUAAACUACUACAAGAGGCAUUACUAUAUAAGUAA